AUGCGGCGUGUCAUCGGUAUAGACAGUACACACUUGAAGGGGAAGUAUGGUGGUUGUAUGUUAACGGCGAGCUGUCAAGAUGCUAACUUUCAAAUAUUCCCACUAGCAUUCGGCGUAGUUGAUAGAGAGAACGACACUGCUUGGGAGUGGUUCUUCCGUGGUUUGAGCUCUGCGAUACCAGAUUCGGAAACCCUGACUUUCGUCUCCGAUAGACAUUCUUCAAUUUACACAGGCUUGCGAAGGGUUUACCCUAAGUCACAUCAUGGUGCAUGUACUGUUCACCAACAACGCAACAUCACAUCAAGUUUUAAGAAGAAACUUCUGGCGUUUCACGUCUCAAGGGCGGCGCGAGCAUACCGAAUUUGCGACUUCCAUACAUACUUCAACGAAGUCAUCAAGCUUGAUCCAGCAUGUGGUGCUUACCUUGAAACCAUCGGGUUCAGCCACUGGACACGUGCUUACUUUCUUGGCAACAGAUACAAUGUUAUGAUAAGCAACGUAGCUGAAUCACUUAACUCGGUUCUCAAGGAGGCACGAGAGCUACCGGUAAUCCCACUCGGAGAAUUUAUUCGGACGACCCUUAUAAGCUGGUUCGAGUACCAAGUCCAGUCAAACAGUGGUGGAAAUUACCAUGUUAACCUCGGCAAAUGGUCCUGCACGUGUAGAGCUUUCGACAUGCUAUAUUACCCUUGCCCACAUGCAAUAUCUGCAGCUGUAACAGAAGACAUAACACUGCAGUCCAUCAUGGCGCCUGAGUACUCGGUAGACAACUGGAGGCAAUCCUACAAGGCGUCCAUCAAGCCUGUUCCAGAUGUUUCGAACGCGUAUCCACUGCCAGCCUCGAUUGCUUCUCUCGAUUUGCAGCCCCCAUUCACACGUAGGCCACCGGGGAGACCAAAGAAAAAAAGGAUAGCAUCACGUGGAGAGUUAUGGUAA
Molecule: messenger RNA, 936 nt
Organism: Camelina sativa (false flax)
Lineage: Eukaryota; Viridiplantae; Streptophyta; Magnoliopsida; Brassicales; Brassicaceae
Source: RefSeq, a predicted model, not a curated record